Struthio camelus australis is the source of this 1380-nucleotide messenger RNA. RefSeq names its product tyrosine 3-monooxygenase. Gene Ontology annotation, cellular component: cytoplasm; axon; perikaryon. The record is from RefSeq and is a predicted model, not a curated record. Gene Ontology annotation, molecular function: tyrosine 3-monooxygenase activity; iron ion binding. Gene Ontology annotation, biological process: dopamine biosynthetic process from tyrosine. Lineage: Eukaryota; Metazoa; Chordata; Aves; Struthioniformes; Struthionidae.
AUGAAGACUGUCUUUGUGGGGAUCUCAACCCAAAGGAAAGAGGCCAGCAAGGAGAAGGAGAUGUGUGGCACAGAGUCGUUGAGCAGACGAGACAGCCUGGGCUACAAUAAGGAGGAUGGAAGAGCUACUCUCAUUCUGACCUUCACCCUCUGCAAUGUGAGGAAGACUGAGCUCUCUGGUACAGCCAGAAUCUUUGAGACAUUUGAAACUCAGAUCCAUCACUUUGAAACCAGACAAGCCAAAAAGCCCAAGAACUCUGCUCAUGACCUUGAUGUUUUUGUUGAAUGUGAAGUUCAUAGUGCUGAUGUUAGUGUCCUUAUCACCUCCUUAAAAAGAAUAGCAGAGGAUGUGAAAACUAGCAGAGAAGACAAAGUGCCCUGGUUCCCCAGAAAAAUCCAAGAUCUGGACAAGUGCCACCAUCUGGUCACCAAGUAUGAUCCCAGUUUGGACAAUGACCACCCUGGAUACACAGACCCAGAGUACAGAAAACGGAGGGCUUUCUUUACUGAUCUUGCCUUUAAUUACAGAGGGGGAGAAUCUUUGCCUCGCAUCGAGUACACAGCACAAGAGAUUGCAACUUGGAAAGAAGUCUACAGGAAGCUGAGCAGCCUCUAUCCUACUCACGCCUGUAAGCAGUACCUGGAUGCUUUCCAGCAGCUGGAGAAACACUGUGGCUACCAAGAAGAUAACAUUCCUCAACUUCAGGAUGUCUCCAGAUUUUUAAAAGAAAAAACAGGUUUCCAGCUGAGACCAGCUGCAGGACUGCUGUCUGCUCGUGACUUCCUUGCCAGCCUAGCAUUUCGUGUCUUUCAGAGCACACAGUAUAUAAGGCAUUUCUCUUCUCCUAUGCAUUCCCCAGAACCAGACUGUUGCCACGAGUUGUUGGGUCAUGUUCCCAUGCUAGCUGACAAGGAGUUUGCCCAGUUCUCACAGGAUAUUGGACUGGCUUCUCUUGGAUCAUCUGAAGAGGAGAUUGAGAAACUGGCCACACUUUAUUGGUUUUCUGUGGAGUUUGGACUCUGCAAACAAAAUGGAUCCAUCAAAGCUUAUGGGGCAGGACUGCUUUCAUCUUAUGGCGAGCUGAUGUACGCCUUAUCAAACAAGCCCGAGUACAAGCCUUUUGAUCCCGAAGUGAUGGCAGUUCACCCCUAUCAGGAUCAAGCCUUCCAGCCUGUCUAUUUCAUAGCAGAAAAUUUUGAAGAUGCCAAGGCCAAGCUCCAAAACUACGCGAUGAAGAUCAAGAAGCCUUUUUCUUUGUGCUAUGACCCGUUCACCAGCAGCAUAGAGGUUCUGAACACACCUCAGAAAGUUGAGCGAACACUCAGUCAAAUGAAAGAGGAACUGAAAAACCUCUGCUUGGCCCUUGAAAAUCUCUCUUAA